AUGAUGACUUUAUUGGAAGACCUACCUAACGAAUUGUUAUUUGAUGUUUUCGAGUAUAUUUCUGCUCGAGAUUUAUAUUAUAGCUUUUGGGCACUCAAUAGGCGAAUUAAUUAUAUUGUUCGAUCACUCAAGAAUCUUUCGCUUAUUAUUUAUAAAAACGAACCAUUGUUAAUUCAAACAUUUGCGGAUAAAAUCUUUCGUUUACAAGUUUCUAAUCAUUAUGAUAUUAUAGACAUAGAUCACUUUCCUAAUUUGCGUUCACUAAGCUUGUACAACGCAAGUGACAAACAAUUGCAACAGAUUCGAUAUGAUUGUAUGCCUAAUCUCAUGUAUCUUUUUAUUCCAAUACCAAAUAUUACUGAAUCAUCAGCAAAACUAGCUCGUAACAUAUUUUCUAAUCAACUACCUUCUCUUCGAUAUGCAGAUUUAGGUAUAAUAGAUGUAAAUUAUAUAUCUUUGUCGUCUUGGUCACCUUCUCUUCGUGUGUUAUGUAUUAAUUGUACUAGAUCUAUUGUAAUACGUAUGGUACUUCUGGUAUGUCCAAAUCUUAAACGAUUUCAAGUAAAUCUAGUUAAGAAUAAUUCAAAAAUAGCGACACAAUUACCAACUAAAACACUUAAUCAUAAUCUAAAAACGUUCAUUCUCUUGGUUAGUUGUAGAUCAUUACCGUUAGAAAAAAUUAAUGAUAUUCUUCUUGAUAUUCCAAAUGUAACGAGGAUAUAUCUUCGAUGGUGUUGCGAUACCCUUUUUGUUGCUCUGGCACGAAUGCUUUCAGAGCGGCUGAAAUAUUUAAGUCAAUUUGGAUGUAAUAUUAUUGAAUUUCCAAAUGAUAUUGAAUAUAAUAAUAUUAAAAGUAUUCGUGAAGUUCAUUCAAGCUUUAAUAAUAUCCAGUGUACGAUUAUACAUCAUGGCUAUCGACUAUUCACUGCUGAUGGUUUUCAUGAACAAGCCAAUCUGUUUGGAUAA
Molecule: messenger RNA, 966 nt
Organism: Rotaria socialis
Lineage: Eukaryota; Metazoa; Rotifera; Eurotatoria; Philodinida; Philodinidae
Source: the annotation of a GenBank genome assembly